GUGCUGUCUGUGGGUACGGUGGUUGGCGUGCAUGUGAAGCAGAGACUGGACAGAGAGAGACUGCGUGACGGAGUAAUUCAAGACUUGCAAAGGCAGAGUCGGAAGCAGGAGAACCUCCGCCUACUUCAGGAGCAAAUUCAUCUAACCAAACAGCUUGAGGCAGAAAGAGAUAAAGUUCUUCUCACUGAGGGAUCCUCCAAGGCUUAGAUAUCAAUUCUGCCAAGAGUUUUUGUGCUUAGGAAUUGAUGCAGCACAGUGACAGAACUUUCAGAAUGACUUGAGUUUUUUCUCUGCAUUUUUUGGACAGUUGAAGCUGGCUCUGAGAAAUGCCAAAAGGCCUUAAGGUUUCUAAAGGAAACAAAAUAUACACACUUUUGAAACAAACUAAAGAGAUUUUGUGACUGGAUUUUGGGAAAUGGAUAUCUCUCUUACCAGUGUUGAUGAUGAAGCGACAAGAACAUCUGCAUCAGAGGGACUGGAGGAAGGCGAAGUGGAAGGAGAGACCCUUCUGCUAGUUGAGUCUGAGGAUCAGGCAUCUGUUGACUUGUCCCACGAUCAGAGUGGGGAUUCCUUAAACAGUGAUGUUGGCGAUGAUGUGGACCCACCAUGGAUGGAGGAAAUGCCUUUUUAUUGUGACAAAUGUCAAAAGUGGAUUCCAGCAAGUCAGCUGAAAGGGGAUCCUCCGAGUUAUCUUAAAGGAGAUAACUACUUCAAAUUCAUAUGCUUUGCUUGUUCUGAAGAUGGCAAAGAGCAAUUUGAACGAUUAAGACUAACGUGGCAGCAGGUGGUUAUGCUUGCAAUGUACAAUCUCUCCCUGGAGGAAACUGGGCGACAAGGUUAUUUCAGAUGGAAAGAAGACAUCUGUUCUUUUAUUGAGAAGCACUGGAACUUCUUGCUUGGAAACCGAAAGAAGACCUCCACCUGGUGGAGCACAGUCGCAGGAUGCCUUUCGGUAGGAAGUCCUUUGUUCUUUAGAUCUGGGGCUCAGGAAUUUGGUGAACCGGGAUGGUGGAAACUGGUGCACAACAAGCCGCCCAUCAUGAGACCUGAGGGAGAAAAGUAUUCUAUUGCUUUACAGAAAACAAAGGUCCCAGUGAAGACUUCCCUUGAUCCGGUUAUCACAGUAGAAGGUCUCAGGAAGAGAGCGAGCCGAAAUCCAGUUGAGUCAGCAAUGGAGCUGAAGGAGAAAAGGUCACGCACUCAGGAAGCCAAAGAGAUAAGAAGAGCACAAAAAGAGGCUUCUGGCUUUGUGGAUCGUAGUACAUCCUCCACACCAGUGAAGUUCUCUAGUGGAAGAAGCCGUCGUCCUGAUAUUGUGCUAGAGAAGGGUGAAGUGAUAGAUUUCUCAUCCAUGAGUUCAUCUGACCGAACACCUAUGACUAGUCCUUCCCCUUCUCCAUCCUUAGAUUUCUCUGCUCCAGGGACACCAGCUUCUCACUCAGCAACUCCCAGUCUUCUUUCUGAGGCUGAUCUAAUCCCUGAUGUUAUGCCGCCACAAGCACUGUUUCAUGAUGAUGAGGAGCUGGAAGCAGACAGUGUAAUUGAUCCUGGGAUGGAAUACAUACCUCCUACCAGUGCAUCACUAGCUGGUUCCUCGACACCCAUAUGCCACAAAAAGGUUAAAAACCCCCUACAGAUUAAACAAGAGAUAGAAAGUGAAGAGGAGAGAUCUGAGAGGAUUGAAGAAGAAUUACCUGAAGAUUCCUGGCGGGAAAGAAGGCGCAAGAAGAAAGGGCCCCUGCCCACAGAAAGUGACAAAAACAAAGGCACACAGUACAAUGCGAUAAGCCUUUAUGAGGAAAAACUUCUUUUAAAACGCCUAGAGACCUGCCCAAAUGCAGUGGCAAUAACUCAUGAGGCCAGGAGACUCAGGCGCAAGCUACUUGUCCGUCAGGCCAAGCGUGAGAGAGGGCUACCCCUCUUUGAUUUAGAUCAAGCAGUGAAUGCUGCCCUUCAGCUGGUAGGCGGAGUGUAUGGAGCGAGAGAAGGGUCUGUCUCAAGACCAGCACCCUCAGGCCCAGAGUAUCAGGCAACAGCCAAAGACUACAGAAUCUUGGAUAGGUACCAGACUGCGCUGCCAGUCACAAAGAGACAUCGGCAUGCAGCAACUCGCUUUGUGUACAGAUUGGGGGGCUGUGAAGACAAGGAUUCAGACCUCAGCAUCGUCAGCCCCUAUACUGCCAGAGUCUUGAAGCCCUACAUAAGGCGCGACUAUGAGACAAAGACGCUGAAGCAACAGCUCCUGGCGGAGAUUAAAGCCUUUCCACACAGAAAUGAGCCUGACUGGCAACCGGAGCCAGAGUCUCCUAUCGAUUACUGUUAUGUCCGUCCAAGCCAUAUACCCACCAUUAACUCAAUAUGCCAAGAAUUCUUUUGGCCUGGCAUUGACCUCUCUGAAUGUUUGCAGUAUCCAGAUUUCAGCGUUGUAGCGCUGUACAAAAAGGUUGUCGUUGCUUUUGGCUUCAUGGUUCCAGAUGUGAAAUAUAAUGAAGCCUACAUCUCAUUCUUGUUUGUGCAUCCUGAAUGGAGGAGAGCCGGCAUCGCCACAUUUAUGAUCUACCACCUUAUACAGACUUGUAUGGGGAAGGAUGUCACCCUGCAUGUUUCUGCCAACUCAUCAGCGAUGUUGCUCUACCAGAAGUUCGGAUUCAAGACGCAAGAGUACAUUUUGGACUUCUAUGACAAAUAUUACCCGUUGGACAGCAAGGAAUGCAAGCACGCCUUUUUCCUUAGGCUGCGGAGGUGAUGGAGAUACAUUAACCUAAAUGCCUUGUGGGAUAUUUGGCAGUUUAUUUCAGGGCAGAAAAGCCAAUUAGUCUUUUGUAAGCUGCGCCUCACACGAAAUAAAAACAAUGUCAAAAGAAUCAUCUGUGUUUGUAAGAAAGGCUGCGACAUGCAUGGAGUAAAUGGACCCUGUAGGAGCUAACAAAUAUUAAAGGGGAACCGCUAUUAUACCACCUAUCGCUGUAAUCUGUUCCUUCAAAAAGUAUGAAUAAAUACCAUUUUAUAUGCUGAAAUCCAGCUGCAAAA
This is a messenger RNA of Xenopus tropicalis (tropical clawed frog), 3030 nucleotides long. RefSeq names its product lysine acetyltransferase 14 (gene kat14). NCBI's taxonomy places the organism in Eukaryota, Metazoa, Chordata, Amphibia, Anura, Pipidae. Gene Ontology annotation, biological process: regulation of cell division; regulation of cell cycle. Gene Ontology annotation, molecular function: transferase activity; acyltransferase activity, transferring groups other than amino-acyl groups; acetyltransferase activity. The record is from RefSeq and is marked provisional. Gene Ontology annotation, cellular component: ATAC complex; cytoplasm; nucleus.